This is a messenger RNA of Eublepharis macularius, 3873 nucleotides long. It is a transcript of the gene SLC29A2, whose product is annotated as solute carrier family 29 member 2. Gene Ontology annotation, biological process: hypoxanthine transport; guanine transport; thymine transport. The record is from RefSeq and is a predicted model, not a curated record. The coding region runs from base 156 to 1616 and encodes 486 amino acids. The transcript has 13 exons. Gene Ontology annotation, molecular function: nucleoside transmembrane transporter activity. Gene Ontology annotation, cellular component: plasma membrane; basolateral plasma membrane. Lineage: Eukaryota; Metazoa; Chordata; Lepidosauria; Squamata; Eublepharidae.
UGCUUCGCGAGCAUCCAGCCUCAUGGAGCUGGUGGGGCCGAGAAGGGGCCGCGGCCGGGAGAAGCGGCCUUCCCUGGGCGGUACAGCAGUGAUUUGACAAGAAGUGAGACUCCCCCACUGUGAAUUAACUCCCACACAGGGAUAAACCUUUCCUGAUGGCCUCUCAGGGAGCACCAAAGGACUCAUUUCACUGUGUGGCAAUCAUUUUCUUCCUCCUCGGCCUGGGAACUCUCCUUCCCUGGAACUUCUUCAUCACAGCUAUUCCGUAUUUCCAGUCUCGGCUUAUUGUGGGGAACUGCUCUGCUGCUGAGGAGAAUGAGAACGGGACGGUCCUUGGCCUUGAACCCGCAUCCCACUGCACCGAUGACUUCAACUUCAGCAACUGGCUGGCUUUGCUGUCCCAGCUGCCUUUGCUCCUCUUCACCCUCCUCAACUCCCUCCUCUACCAAUGCAUUCCGGACAAAGUGCGUGUUCUAGGCAGCCUCUUCGGGAUCCUGUUCCUCUUCUCAUUGACGGCUGCCCUCGUCAGGCUGGAGAUGCCGGCCCAGAGCUUUUUCUCCAUCACCAUGGCGAGUGUCUGGUUCAUUAACUCCUUCUGUGCCGUCCUGCAAGGCAGCCUCUUUGGGCAGUUGGGGUCCUUCCCGCAAAGCUUCAGCACUCUCUUCCUGAGCGGUCAGGGCAUGGCAGGAACUUUUGCUGCCGUUGCUAUGUUGCUGUCCAUGGCCAGUGGUGUCGAUGCUCAGACUUCUGCUUUGAGCUAUUUCAUCAUUCCCUGCUUUGGGACACUCAUCUCGAUUAUCUGUUACUUCGUGCUGCCCCACAAGGACUUUGCCCGGCACUACCUGGAGAAGAGACACCAGGAAGUGCCAGAUUAUGAACUGGAGACUAAGGCUGGGCUUCUUACUCCAGAGGAGGAUGCUGUUAUUGUGUCUCCAGAGGAGGACACCACUGCUCUGCCACCCAGCUGCCUAGAAGAACCAUUACAUGUGAGCAAUGGAAAGAUCUUGGCUCCGGAGCAGGUAGACAUCGAGUAUUCCCCCAAAGUGAUGAACGGGAGCAAUGGGACAGGCCUGGCCCCACCGAAAGCAUCGGUGGUUGGUGUGCUCCAGAAGAUCUGGCAGUUGGCCCUGUGUAUUGUCUUGGUCUUCUCUGUCACCCUGUCUGUGUUUCCUGCCAUGACCGCCAGUGUGGCCAGCGUAUCUGAGAACAAAACCUGGAGCAAGUUCUUCACUCCGGUCUGCUGCUUCCUUCUGUUUAACGUCAUGGACUGGCUAGGCCGUAGUGCCACCUCUUAUUUCCUCUGGCCUGAGAAGAGCUUGCCCUUGCUCCCUGUUGCAGUGGGGCUCCGCCUGCUGCUCGUCCCACUCCUCCUGCUGUGCAACAUCCCUCAACGCUCUUACCUGCCUGUGCUUUUCCACCAAGACGCCUGGUUCGUUCUCUUCAUGGUGGUUUUCUCGCUUUCCAACGGCUACUUCGUCUCCCUUACCAUGUGCCUGGCGCCAAAACAGGUGAAGCCACAUGAGAGUGAGUUGGCAGGUGCCAUUAUGACUUUCUUCCUGGCCUUGGGGCUGUCGUGCGGAGCAGGGUUGUCGUUCAUUCUGAGAGCCUUGCUUUGAGGGCUGCCAUCCCGUCACAACAUGGCAUUUCUUCAUCCUGAAGGCUCUGGGAGGGGCUGGUAGCUCUCUUCGUCUCCGCCAGUUAUGCUCCAGGCUCCUGUUUACGGCAGCUAAUGUUUUUCGAGACGGGCAACUCAACAGUCUUCCAAAAAAGGGAAAUGUAUGUUUAGUGGAGGGACUUUACCCAGUCACCUUGUUAUCCCAGAGGCCUGAAUGUAUUUUCUGACAGAGCCCUGGAUUUUUCAGACAGGUGAAGGGGGGGUGAUUUUCUCAGGGAAGAAGGUGGCUGAGGCUACUCCUUUUUGUGUGAGACUGGGAGACUUUGUAAGAAAUAUCCCUAUCUGGGACUUUUGCUUUCCAGCUUAGGAAGUAUUGUUGUCUAAUGCACAAACUGCUAUGUGAAAUGCAAUGUUUAAGGAUGACUCUGAGCAGGGAAGGAGUAACGAUGUAUAUGAUAAAGUCAGUAUUAAAACAAGGGAUAGAGAUGACACUCCUUUCUUCCUAAAGACUGCCUUCUGUGGCAUCCCAAAAUCUCACCCUUCUUUUUUGUUUGUUUCUGGUUUUGUUUCUGAGCCUUUGUAUAGUUAUAAACUCUUUGAUUAUAACCACAGGUCUAGAAACUUAACCUGCUUGAAUGAAAGCAAAUUGUCUUCAAGACAAGGGAAAUUAUAUGGCAGCUUUUUCCAGUUGCAGACAAAUGAAUGAGCAAUGAAGUGCCCUUGGGCUCCUAAUAUAACUUUCCUCAUUGAGGCUUGAACUGGUGGAAGUCAUAAGCUGUAGGAUAUAUUCAGGGUUUAUUUAGAUGGUGAGAGUGAAGUCUUGGCUCAAAAAGAGGUCUAGAAUUGGCAAGAGAUAGCAUCUUGCUUUAAAGUAUAAAUAUCAAGUUAUGGUGUCCCAUAAAAGGUUCAUAACAUAGAAACAUGCUGUGCCUGUUUUGGUUUCUCCAGAGGGGUAGCCAUGUCAGUCUGUUGUAGCAGAAUAAGACUGGAGUCCCGUGACUAACAAAUUUUAUUCCAGAGUGAGCUUUUGAGUGUUGAAGUAUCUGAAGUGAGCUCUGAUGCAUGAAAGCUCACCUGGAGUAAAAGUUAGCCUUCUAAGGUGUUUAGAAGUUAGCCUUCUGUUAGCCUUCUGUUUUGUUUUGAUUUAGACAGGGGCUCGGUAACUAGUGGCCCAGACCAUAAUAUUUUUCAGUACCUGCUUUUGAUUUAUUACUUCUUAUAGCCAUGUCUCUGCCCCCCACCCUUGUUCUCUGGGAAGAACUAUGAAAGCUCUUUUGUUAACAUGAAGCUACACAACAAUGUGAAUAGGUUUUAAAUCAGUUCGUGCAGAGCACUGAAUGAACAGGCUGGCUUUGGAAAGAUGCAGGCAUCGGAGUUCCCUUAUAUGGAAUCAGAAUGGCCCAUCUGUCUCUUGCCCUUUUGACUUGGACUGGCAGCAGCUGAUCAGAGUCCCAACUGUGCAGUCUGAAAUUCUUUUAAUUGGAGGCUGAACUUGAGGCUUUCUGUUUGCAAAGUAGGUCAAGUGGUCUGUAACUUGGCUCACAGACCUUUCCAAGUCUGCAGCUAUAAUAGAAGAGGCCAGAUCCAUGAAAGGACAAACCCCUGGUUUCAUUGGGUUACUGAGGCCAUGUCUGAUAUGGGUGGCAGCUCCAGGUUGGGAAAUUCCAGGAGAUUUUCAGGGUGGAGCCUGGGCAGUGGAGGGACCUCAGCAGGCUAUAAUACCAUACAGUUCAUCCUCCAAAGCAGCCAUUUUCUCUAGGGGAUCUGAUCUCUGUGGCCUGGAGACCAGUAGUAAUUCUGGGAGAUCUCCAGCCACCACUGGAGGAUGGCAACCCUAGGUAGCAGGCAAUGCUUAGUCUGAUACUGUAUUCUGCCCUGACCUGGAUGUCUGAGGCUAUCAUGAUCUCAUUAAGAGUUUGGCUGCUAAGCAGAGUCAGCCCUGAUUAGUACUUCGAUGGGAGACCACCAAGGAAAACCAGGGUUGCUACACAGAGGAAGGCAAUAGCAAACCACCUCUGAAUGUCUCUUAAAAAAGCCGUAUUUGCCACUUUAAAUGACCUGGCCCUUGAGCAGCUGGCUGCAGAAGUGUGUAGUCUCUCUGAUAUAAAAUGAUCCCUGUUUUAGACAAAAGCUGUAGGAGCUGCUUAAGAUGCUGUCCUGAGCAUCCUUUUGUGAGAGCAAAUCCCACUGAAAUAAGGGCCUGUCCACACAUUGUGUGACAACAAACCCAGGUCUGCGACUGAAUCUCAAGGACCUAA